GUACGGGUUAACGAGUACUCAUUACCCGUACGAAACUGAUAACGGGUACCCACGAGUAAUCCAUAGAUGAAAAUGAUUGCUAUUGGAGAGCUGUGGGCUAAGAUCGGUAGGGAUGAAUUCGACUUCUUGGAGCUGAAUAAGCCCAAGAACCGUACUGAGUCGCGCCCCAACUCGGCUGCGGUGAGUGAGUCUGAGUUUCUGAAUCGUGGUCGGGUCGUGGAGGUUCCUUGCGGGCUCACGAUUGGUUCCCACAUCACGGUGGUUGGGAAGCGGAGGGCAGCUCAUGCAGAGGCUGAGUCCAAUAUAUCUUUGAUUAAAGAUGGCGGGUCGUCGGUUAUGGUGUCCCAGUUUAUGAUCGAGUUGCAGGGUUUGAAGUGACAAGGAUACUUCUUAAGUACUUUAAUAAAUUUUAUUAUUUUUC
Messenger RNA from Linum trigynum, 421 nucleotides. NCBI's taxonomy places the organism in Eukaryota, Viridiplantae, Streptophyta, Magnoliopsida, Malpighiales, Linaceae. The record is from the annotation of a GenBank genome assembly.